This is a messenger RNA of Erigeron canadensis, 938 nucleotides long. Its product is annotated as nudix hydrolase 15, mitochondrial-like. Lineage: Eukaryota; Viridiplantae; Streptophyta; Magnoliopsida; Asterales; Asteraceae. Gene Ontology annotation, molecular function: acetyl-CoA hydrolase activity; coenzyme A diphosphatase activity. The record is from RefSeq and is a predicted model, not a curated record. The coding region runs from base 30 to 725 and encodes 231 amino acids. Gene Ontology annotation, biological process: coenzyme A catabolic process. The transcript has 4 exons.
AAAUUUAGUCGUGUCUUUGUUUUACAUUCAUGGGUUCCAAAAGAAACAUUUCAAGAUCACAUAGUAAUAAACAACUAGUUGAUUUUUCUCAACGAUUUCAAUCCAAAUCUCAUAUUGUAUCCAAUAACCAGCAACCUGAAAAUAUAUUCAAUACACCCAAAAGAGCUGCAGUUCUUAUUUGUUUAUUUCAACAAGAAGAUGAUAUUUUUGUAAUUCUAACCAAACGAUCAUCUAGACUCUCAUCUUUUUCGGGCCAAGUGUCUUUGCCUGGAGGUAGAACAGACGAAGAGGAUACCGAUGAUAUUCGAACUGCGUUGAGGGAAGCCGAGGAGGAAAUUGGGUUGGAUCCUGCACUUGUGGAUGUUGUUACUGUUCUACAACCAUUUUGGGCUAAGGGGAACAUAACUGUGGUUCCAGUGAUUGGUGUACUGUGGAAUAAGGAAGCAUUCAUUCCAGUCCCAAAUGUUGAUGAAGUGGAAUCCAUAUUCUAUGCCCCUCUUGAAAUGUUUCUCAAGGACGAAAACAGACGACAAGAGGAGGUAGAAAUUCAAGGAGACAAAUGCUUAUCUCACCAUUUUAAUUACGAAACAAAUAACAAUGUGUAUGUGAUUUGGGGAGUAACUGCUGCCAUGUUAAUGGUAGCUGCAUCGAUCAUUUACCAACGACCACCAGAUUUUCAACGAAGAAUGCCUAGAUGCUGGAACCAAAACCACAGCAGACUCUAAACUUUCGAGAAUCAGAGUGUUCAGGGCGAAGAAACGUGACAUCUGUUCUGUGUAAGUAAGUACGUAUUCGUGUCAAUUUGUUGUUUCAUAUACAGAAUGAUUUGUAACUUUAUCUGUAUUUAUCAAGAAAAUAUGUAAAGCUAUUUUUCAUGGAUUCCAGUAACUUGUUCAAAGCACACCACAGGGAAUAUAAGAGACUCUAUUAUCAUGAAA